Cloeon dipterum is the source of this 2297-nucleotide messenger RNA. Its product is annotated as inactive CLIP domain-containing serine protease A8-like. Gene Ontology annotation, molecular function: serine-type endopeptidase activity. The record is from RefSeq and is a predicted model, not a curated record. Gene Ontology annotation, biological process: proteolysis. NCBI's taxonomy places the organism in Eukaryota, Metazoa, Arthropoda, Insecta, Ephemeroptera, Baetidae. The coding region runs from base 97 to 1854 and encodes 585 amino acids. The transcript has 12 exons.
UCUAUUAACUCGGUUGGCAACGCUGUCGGCGCGAGAAAAGCUGACAGACCACUUUCCGCCUCGUUUUAGUGUGCGGUGAGCUGCAGGAGCCGCGAGAUGAAGGCGCUGACUUUUCUGCUCGUUUUCCUGCUCUCUUGCCACGCAUUUGCCGGGAGACGUGCCAAACGCUCCACAAUCCCACUAUUUAAAAACACGAGUGAUAACAAACUGAGCCACAACGAGUGCGGCCUGGUGCACGAAAACGAUGACCGCGCGUGGCUGGCCAAGAUCGAGAUCGCCGACGACAUCAUCAGCAAACACUGCUUCGGCAGCGUCGUUUCCAACAGAUACAUCGUCACCUCUGCAAUUUGCGUGGAAAGCGCCGACCUUAGCAACAUCCGAGUCUCGUUCGCGAAAACAAACUACCAGGAGUUCGUCACACCGACGGACAAGGUGGUGCACGAAGACUUCCGUCUGGACGACUUCAGGGCGAACCUUGCCAUUCUCAGGUUCGCCAAAGACCUGCUGAAGAAUGGUGUGCUGCCCAUUUGCCUGUGGAAUAAAGCCAUCGAAAAGGAGGGAUCGACCAUCACGGAAAAUGCCGGAAUUGCCACCCUUGUGGGAAAGGAUGUUUCAUCGGACGACAUUGUGGUCGGAAAAUUCAAAAUUCAACCGGCGUCCGCGUGCAAGGCGAAAGUCAGACUGCCUUUUCAGGCGUAUUUCGAGAACUCCAAUAUUUGUCUUCUCUACGAAGAUGGUUUGAGCAGCUGUCUGAGAGGAUUCGGGGCGCCGAUACAGUUCAAGAUCGGCGAGCGGUGGUUCCUCAGAGGCCUGUACAACGUGGCGCUGAAGAAGGUGGCUGGAGAGGUGCCGGCGGAGCGGUCGGGCAGGCAGCAGCAGUGCCGCAAGUACCAAGUGAUCAGCGUGACAGACGCGGCCCGCUAUGUCGACUUCCUCACCAAGAACACAGACAUCUCCUUGCAAAGCUCCGUCGCCACUUCCAUUUUGGAGUCUAAAAAUUUCCGGAGCUAUCUAAAUUGCGGCGUGCGGAGCAAAGACCUGGGAACGAAGCUUGCGUUCGGCGGCGUGGACGCCACCCUGCGCGAGUUUCCCUGGUCGGCGGCCCUCUUUAAGGUCUACUACACGCAGCUCAAGUACUCGUGCGUCGGCUCCCUCAUCUCCAAGAAAUUCAUCCUCACCGCGGCGCACUGCGUCGACGAGAAGGGCAGCACGGCCGAGGCGGGCAGUCUGGUCGUCGCCCUGGGAAAGGAGCUGCUCAACUCGGGCUGGACCAAGGAUGAUGGCGUCUCCAUACACUCGGUGAGGAGCGUGAUUAAACACGAAGAGUACGACCACAACUUGGUGAAAAAUGACAUUGCGUUGCUGCAGCUGACGAGGAGCGUCGAGACCACCAUCACCGUGUCGCCUCUCUGCUUGUGGUACAAGUCCAGCAGUUUCGAACUCCUGAACAACGUCAACGGCACCAUCGCUGGCUGGGGCCUAAUCCAGGACUACAAUUUGGCGGACCAGCUGCAGAGGCUGGACUUGCCGAUCUUGAAUCCGAAUCAGUGCAAGCUGAUCGAGGGCAAGGAGACCUUCUACAGCACCAAAAUGCGCGCCUCGCCCAAGUUCUGCGCCGGAUAUGUUAACAAGAACAAGAGUCCUUGCAACGGUGACAGCGGCGCGGCGCUGGUCGUGGAGGAGAAUGGCGUUUUUUACGCGCGCGGCAUCGUCAGCGAGACCGUGGCCAGGAAUAUCGACGGCGGCAAGUUCUGCAACACCGACUACCCGGCCAUCUUCACCGACGUCGCCGCCUACAGACGCUGGAUCAUCGAACACACCGACGACGAACUCAAAUACUCCUACAUCCCGUGAAACAAACAAAAAUCAUGUUUACACUGUUAGAAUAAUAAAAACACUACUGCGGCUCGUAAACAAACAAAAACAACUGUUAUAUUGGAUAUAUUUAAAUAAAAAUAAUAUUUUAACAGCUGACCAUUGGAGGCCUGGGAGGCCAAAAUGCCAAAACUUUAGCUGCUAAUAAUAAUGGUAGAAUGCAAUGAGUUUUCUCUGCUGGGUUUUACUUUUAAUAACCAAUUUGGUAAAAAAAUCCACAAAAUGUACAGCCAAUUAUUUUUUAACUCUUUUAAUGCAUGUUAUUGAUCUUAAUUUUCUCUAUUACUUUUUAAAAUUACAGUUUAGCAAUUAUAUUUAAUGAUUUUAUCAUACAUUUUCCUAUUCUAAAUAUUAAUUUGUAAAUUAUUAAAUUAUUUUAAAUUAAAAGGUUUAUAAGUGUUGAAAUAAAAGUUUGAUUUAAA